CACAGAGUGACACAUUGAUCUGGUGCUGGAAGCAUCUGUGGAGUUCCUUUGCUUGUUCUCCUGAUCAUCUUUGACAGCUUCUAUACUUUAAAAAAAGAAUGGCUUACCUUCAGCAAUCUGAUGAGCUUGUCUUUUUUGUCAAUGGCAAAAAGGUGAUCGAGGAGUGUGCUGAUCCAGAAGAAUUGCUGCUUAAUUACCUGAGAAAGGGGCUCCACCUCACAGGAACCAAGUAUGGCUGUGGAAUCGGAGGUUGUGGGGCCUGCACCGUGAUGAUUUCUACAUACAACGCAGACUCCAAGAAAAUACGACAUUAUCCAGCCAACUCUUGCCUCCUCCCGCUCUUCUCAUUGUAUGGUGCCGCAGUAACCACUGUGGAAGGAGUGGGGUCCACAACAACCAAGCUGCACCCCAUUCAGCAAAGGCUUGCAAAGUGCCAUGGUUCCCAGUGUGGCUUCUGCACUCCUGGAAUGGUGAUGUCCAUGUAUUCCUUACUAAGAAACCACCCUGAACCCAGCAUGGAGCAGAUUGCUGCAUCUCUGGAUGGGAAUUUGUGCCGUUGUACAGGAUACAGACCCAUAAUCGAUAGCUUCAGUGCUUUUUCUCCGGAGUGUUGCCCAUUGGCAGGAAGUGGGAAGUGUUGCAUGGACAAAGAAGAAGGGAAUGAGAUGAAAGGAACUGAUUCUGGAGAAGAAGACCCAUCAUUGCAUUCUGGAAAGGGAAACAGGAUGUGUUCAGGUUUAUGCAAGUCAGAGGAAUUCCAUCCCAGGGAUCCAACCCAGGAUUAUAUAUUUCCUCCUGAACUCAUGAGAAUGGCUGAAGAGAACAAAGGAAGGACCCUGGUUUUCCAUGGAGAGAGGACCACCUGGAUUUCUCCUGCAUCCUUGGAAGAACUUCUUAAUCUGAAAGCAACCUACCCAGAUGCACCUCUUGUGGUGGGGAACACCAGUGUAGGACUUGACAGGAAACUUCUGGGCAUUUGGCACCCCGUUCUCCUUCACCCGGUCAGGAUUCCAGAGUUGCAUGAGGUCUCCAUGGAAGAAAAUGGCAUCGUAAUUGGUGCAGCCACCCACUUGGCUGAGCUGAGAGACAUCCUAUUGAGCCUUGUUCCCGAACUCCCAGCGGAGAAGACAAAGAUAUACCGGACGCUCUUGAAGCAGCUGAGGACUUUUGCUGGAGAACAGGUCCGGAAUUUGGCUUCUUUAGGAGGACACAUUGUAAGCAGAGGAUCAGUCUGGGAUCUGAACCCUGUUCUGGCAGCUGGAAACGCUGUUCUCAAUCUGGCAUCAAUAGAUGGGAUACGACAGAUUCCUCUGAAUGAUGAAUUCCUCACAAAAGUGCCAGAGGCAGAUCUCUCCCCAAUGGAGGUCAUCGUUUCCGUUUUCAUUCCAUUCUCAAAGGAAGAUGAAUUUAUCUCAGCCUUCCGACAGGCUGAGCGUCGGAAAAAUGCCUUGUCGGUGACAAAUUCUUCCAUGAAGGUCCUCUUCCAGCCAGGCACUGAUGUCAUUGAAGACCUGGCUAUUUUUUAUGGGGGCAUUAGUGGUACAACUGUGAGUGCAAGAAAUUCCUGCCUGAAACUCAUUGGAAGAAACUGGAAUGACUACUUCCUUGAUGAAGCUUGUAGGCUAAUUCUUGAAGAAGUUGUUGUGUCUCCUUCGGCACCAGGUGGGAAAGUGGAAUAUCGGCGCUCGCUGCUUGUCAGCUUCUUCUUCAGGUUCUACUUGGAAGUGCUGCACUGUUUAAAAACGAUGUAUCCCUUCCAAUAUCCUGACUUGCCAAAGGAAUACAUGAGUGCCUUAAGCGAGUUCAAAGAGAAGCCACCGCAAGGCAAGCAAAUAUACCAGGAUGUAAACCCUUAUCAGCUUCCUCAGGACCCAGUUGGGCGUCCCAUCAUGCACGAGUCUGGUAUUAAACAUACCACUGGUGAAGCUGUCUAUGUCGAUGAUAUUGCUCCAGCAGAUGGACAGCUCUACAUGGCGGUGGUCACCAGCACACGAGCACACGCAAAGAUACUAUCUAUUGAUGUAUCAAAUGCUUUGGAAGAGCCGGGGGUAGUUGCUGUGGUAACAGUUGAUGAUAUUCCAGGAGAAAAUGGUGAUAAAGAUGAGAAAGUGUUUGCUGAAGAUGAGGUGAUCUACAUUGGAGACAUUAUCUGUGGUAUAGUUGCAGAGACCUAUGAAUGUGCAAAGAAUGCCAGAAGCAAAGUGAACAUAGAGUAUCAAGAUCUGGAACUGAUUCUGACCAUUGAGGAGGCAAUAGAGCAUAAUUCAUUCCUGUCAAGAGAAAAGAAAAUAGAAAAAGGAAAUGUUGAAGAAGGCUUUGAGAUUGUUGACAAAAUCCUGGAAGGUGAAAUUCAUAUUGGAGGCCAAGAACAUUUUUACCUGGAAACAAAUAGUAUAUUUGCUAUUCCAAGAAAAGAGGAUGAGGAAAUGGAUAUUUAUGUUUCUACACAGGAUACUUCAGGUGCACAGGAAUUGGUGGCUUCAGUGUUAGAUGUUCCAGCCAAUCGGAUCACAUGCCACACAAGACGAAUGGGAGGAGCUUUUGGAGGCAAAGGAUUAAAAACUUCAUGUUUUGCAGCAGCUGCAGCAGUAGCCGCCCAUAAAACUGGCCGUCCUGUCCGUUUUAUCCUGGAGCGAGAUGAUGACAUGCGAAUCACUGGAGGUCGACAUCCUUUCUGGGGAAAAUACAAAGUGGGAUUCAUGACUGAUGGUAAAAUUAAAGCUGUUGAUCUGGAAUUCUACGUAAAUGGUGGAUGUACACUAGAUGAGUCUGAAUUGGUUAUUGAAUAUGUUUUGCUAAAAUGUCCUAAUGCAUAUGACAUUCAAAACUUCCGAUGCCGUGGCUGGGCCUGCAAAACUAAUCUACACUCAAACACAUCACUUCGAGGAUUUGGAUUUGCACAGGCAGGCCUUUCUACAGAGACCUGGAUAGCGGCUGUGGCAGAUUAUCUUUACUUGCCACAUGAUGAGGUCAGAGAGAUGAACAUGUACAAAAAAGUGACUAAAACUCCCUACAAAGAAGAGAUUGAUCCCAGAAAUCUGGUUGUGUGUUGGGAAGAAUGUCUAGAAAAAUCAGAUUAUUACAAAAGGCGACAAGCUGUAGAGGAAUUUAACAAACAGAACUACUGGAAGAAGAAAGGGAUCACAAUCAUUCCAAUGAAGUUUUCUGUUGGAUAUAAUGAAACAUUUUACCACCAGGCUUUUGCUCUGGUUCAUAUCUAUCUUGACGGAUCAGUGCUAGUGUCCCAUGGCGGCUGUGAAAUGGGACAAGGACUUUACACCAAGAUGUUACAGGUUGCCAGCCAUGAAUUAAAAAUACCUUUGUCGUAUAUACACAACUAUGAAAGAACUACAACUACCAUACCCAAUGCAGUUGUCACCUCAGGAUCAAUAGGCACAGAAGUCAAUGGAAAAGCAGUACAGAAUGCUUGCCAAAUCCUCAGAAAGCGCUUGGAGCCAAUAAUGGAAAAAAAUCCAGAUGGAAAAUGGGAGGACUGGAUAAAGGAGGCUUAUGAAGGAAGCAUCAGCCUCACAGCGACUGGUUACUUCAAAGGCUAUCGCACCAACAUGGACUGGGAAAAAGGAGAAGGCCAUGCAUUUCCAUACUUUGUUUUUGCAGCUGCUUGUUCUGAGGUUGAGAUUGACUGCCUGACAGGUGACCACAAGAACAUCCGCACAGACAUUGUCAUGGAUGCCUCUUUCAGCAUCAAUCCAGCUAUAGACAUAGGGCAGAUCGAAGGUGGAUUUAUUCAAGGACUUGGACUUUACACCAUGGAAGAAUUGAAGUUUUCUCCUGAAGGAGAGCUGUACACACUGGGUCCAGAUACAUAUAAAAUUCCUGCUGUCUGCGAUGUCCCGGAACACUUUAGAAUCUACUUGCUGCCAAAUUCCAGAAACCCAAUUGCAAUCUACUCCUCCAAGGGUAUGGGAGAAGCUGGAGUGUUCCUCGGAUCCUCUGUAUUUUUUGCUAUAAGGGAUGCAGUGGCUGCUGCCCGGAAAGAGCGAGGACUAAAUCGCAAUUUCACCCUGAACAGCCCUCUGAAUGUAGAGAGGAUUCGCAUGGCCUGUGCUGAUCGCUUUACUGAGAUGAUUCCAAGGGACAUUCCUGGGACCUUUGAGCCAUGGGAGAUCCAAGUGGACUAGUGCUCUGUGUUUCAGUCUCAAAACGUGUGAGGUUAUUGUUUUACUCUGAACUAGAUCCCAUUGGUUCCUGCACACACACC
Molecule: messenger RNA, 4222 nt
Organism: Anolis sagrei ordinatus
Lineage: Eukaryota; Metazoa; Chordata; Lepidosauria; Squamata; Anolidae
Source: RefSeq, a predicted model, not a curated record